GCUCGUACGUACACAUUCGGGUUACGUUGCUCGUCGUAAACCGAGGACGCCAGCAUUUCAUCGUGUUGCUUCAAGGCGAAAAUGGGCAAAUUGAAAUGGUAGCCAUUGAAUGGUCGUUGUACGGAGAAGAAAAAGAAGAAAGUCGCGACAAUUCAAUCCGAAACUGCCUCGGUGUAAAUUUCAACAGAGCCGCUGUCGAAACGAGCAAUCGCGGCUGAACAACAUUUCAGCACAUUCGUAGCACAUUUCGGGUAUUUGGGCGACUGAAAUGAGGAACAAGCGGCACAUAUGUGUCGACGUGCUCUUUCGCCGGGAUCGAAAUAGUUGACACCUUCAUUGAUGCACAUUGCAACACGCCGACGUCACGCGGCCGCACUCGAACGCAGCACGCCUUUUAUACACAGCCACAACAGCGCAUCGUCGAGUGUGACACGCGUCAUGCGUGACACGGCACGUGCCGCGCGGCGCCUUUUGGUGCAGCUCGCGUCGCGCCGCGCCGCGCCGCGCCGCGGUAUUUGGAUCGGAACCGACGAGUCGUCUCGUCGGGCUGCACGGGGGGGAAAUGUUCCCGCAGGGCGCCAUUCAUCAUUGCAUGGAAAGCAAUGUUAGGACGGAGAAGCCGAAGAGGUAUGUUUCCAGCUCAAGACAAAAUAACAUAACAACGACAGUCAUUGAGCUGCAGCAUCCGGCAAACUACCUGACAAAGUUCUCCAUCGAAUCGAAAUUGCCUGACGUCAAACAGCAUGUCAGGAAUGUUUUUUGUACCAGCGCUGCAAAGAAGCCGCUGGUGCCGGCGGGGGCAUUUCUGCUCCCCGCCGGCCUCCCGGCAAAAAGGAUGUUCGCAGCCGUGCCGAAGGCGUCCAAGCCGCCCCUGUGUAUCGUUGACACCAACAAGGGACACAAGGAGUUUCAUAAUAAAUUCUCAGGCCUCGUCCCUGUGUACAUCAGGAAAAAGGAUUAUGGAGAGGUGCCAGCGUACCUGCUGCGACGCAAAGGGAAGUGUCCGAAGGCUGCGGAGGAGAGCGGUAUUAUUGAGGUGACAAAUCCGGUUUUGUCACCGCCGGAGGAGCCCGAAAUAGAAAACCUUACAGACGAGGAGUGUCGCGAAAUCAUUGAGGACCUGAAGAAGAAAUUUGUAAAGCUGAAUACGGCCUACCAGCGCCUCCCGUUUGUCAUCGACACGCCGUCGUUGAAGAACCGUAAGAUGCGACUGGAGGGGGAUAUGCAACAGGUGGAGAACGACAUCCAACUCCUUGAAACCUUGGUGUCCAACAAGUAACGGAUGUGCAGAUGCACCGUGUCUGCUCCAAAACAAACUCAUCAAAAGUCAGUCGGAGGCGCGCCCUGCCUGGGCCCGGGGGAUAUCGACCCCCAUCCCCCCCAUACCCCCCCCCCCGCGUCGCCUCUGGGCGCAUCUCUCAUAACUGCGUGUUGUUUGAAAUGUUAGAACUUCAGUUCAAAUGUGCCGCAUGUGUCCUCACCUUGACCUUUUAAAACCUCAGUCCUAAUCCGAUCUGAUAGCGACGGGCCGCUCGCAAUGACCACACGGAGGACUCGGUUGCAGUCAUGUUUAGGAUCGGUACAAACGGGUUUAUUAUAAGUGAACAUCAAAUGCUUUGUCGAGUCAAUAAAGUUUGCUUUUACUGUGCUUAUUUGUUCUUAAUGAAGCAGGGCUUGCGUUUGACCGUAGCUCCCCUUCGUUCCGAUUUAGGACCAUCGGACGCUUCCGACCUUGUUGUAAUAGUUUGGGGAGGCCCCUUUUCCGUUCCCGCGUGACUGCACAAAGUCAGGCCCGUAAAGGCUCGCGUCGACGGAGACCCCGCCGAACAUCUUUUGGGUGACGAGUAAAGUCUUCGCAGAAGGGUGGGAGCCGUUAGUGGUUCAUUUGGAAGGAGUCGGGCUUUGGAAUCGGAGACUCACUGGCCAAAAGGACAGCAAAAACGCAACGAGUUGUUUGAGACGGGCUCGUCUACUUCCUGACGACUGUUGAAGUGCGCUUGAUUGAGAGACUGUCCUCGGUUGUAGAUGAUGCGCAACACGACCGCGCGUGUCAAAUACAACAAAGUCGGAGGCUUUCGGGCCCCCUGGAAUUGGCUUCGCAACACCACUGAGGCAAAUCGUCUUUUCGGUUCAACCUGAAGGUUUUUACUUCAUGGAAACCAUUUCUCAGUGUUGGAAUAAGCU
Phycodurus eques (leafy seadragon) is the source of this 2184-nucleotide messenger RNA. RefSeq names its product enkurin-like. Bases 563 to 1279 code for a protein of 238 amino acids. Gene Ontology annotation, cellular component: acrosomal vesicle. Gene Ontology annotation, molecular function: calmodulin binding. The transcript has 5 exons. NCBI's taxonomy places the organism in Eukaryota, Metazoa, Chordata, Actinopteri, Syngnathiformes, Syngnathidae. The record is from RefSeq and is a predicted model, not a curated record.